AUGGCCCUCCGCGCCAAUACAGCAGCGUAUACAUACCGUCUAUAUCCCACGCGGGGGAGUGCCCCCCACCCGACAGCGGUCAAGAUCAAGGUUUCGCCAUUCCCUCCCCAGCGGAGAGAGAGAGACUGCAAGCCCCCGGGCACCUUACCUACUACCUAG
Molecule: messenger RNA, 159 nt
Organism: Gaeumannomyces tritici R3-111a-1
Lineage: Eukaryota; Fungi; Ascomycota; Sordariomycetes; Magnaporthales; Magnaporthaceae
Exons: 2
Coding region: 1-159 (52 amino acids)
Source: RefSeq, a predicted model, not a curated record